Messenger RNA from Penicillium verhagenii, 1719 nucleotides. RefSeq lists its product as uncharacterized. Lineage: Eukaryota; Fungi; Ascomycota; Eurotiomycetes; Eurotiales; Aspergillaceae. Gene Ontology annotation, biological process: DNA-templated transcription initiation. The coding region runs from base 1 to 1719 and encodes 572 amino acids. The record is from RefSeq and is a predicted model, not a curated record. Gene Ontology annotation, cellular component: transcription factor TFIID complex. The transcript has 2 exons.
AUGGCGCAAACAAGACACCCCCAACAGCAGCAACAGCCGCCCCCUCAGUUCACUUCUCAACCUUUCUCUCCUCCAGUCUCCUCUCCCUCACCUCACUCCGUCUCCUCGCCUGUCAACGGAGGUGCUGCACCUCCUCCAUCAAAGCGACCUCGGUUGUCCCCUCUUCCUCCACCUCAGUCCCAGUCGCCCUAUGCUUCGCCAAGCUUUGGAGCGAUGCAGCUACCUCAAACCCAAACUCAACACCAACCUCAACAUCCACCUAUUGUAAACGGAACUGCUCCGAACAAUAUGUCUCCAGCGCCUCCUGGUACUAUGGGGCCGCCUUCGCGCCCCGUGGACAAAACUACUGAUGCGGCGGAGUUGACGGAUGUUCUGGCAUCAUCUGGUAUUGACGUGCGAGAGGAAGAGGCAUUUCUUACGCGCAGCUUCUCGGGGCCUAACGCGCAGGCGCAGCCGGCUUCUCGAGGGCAAACACCUCAUCACCCCCCACACAUCAACACCUCGUUUGCAUCCCAAGGCUCGGGAGGAACCCUUUCGGCAUCCAGCAGCUUUGGUGAAUUGCCGCACAUUAAGCCGGUGAUAUCGCAACAGUCAUACUCCGACCCCGCAUCUCAAGCCCAGGCUCCGUUCAAAGAUCCUAACGAGCCAACUCGUGAGGAUACAGAAGCGGCAAGACGGUCACAAUAUCAUCUGCAAGAGCCGUUCCUAUUCGCCAAAUUGCUCGAACAGAAAAUCCAGAAACGAGGCUUCGACCUGGGUGUUCGUAUUCCCUCUGAGGGCCUUUUCCAUCCCGUUCCCGGUAGGCCACAGCCUAUUGAAGUGACUGGACCUGAUGGGUCGUCCGUUAUUCGCACCGGUCAAACUAUUCUGAAUCAGGAGGGGGCACCGCUGGUGGAUAUUCUGAAUCUGAUGUCUCUUUCUUGCGAAGAGCGACUACGGGGCAUCAUUGACUAUUCCUCGUCACUCUCUCGCAGCAGGCAAGCACAUUCACAUGGUGUAGUUCCCGAUGAAUGGCAGGAUGUCGCCCAGCCUUUGAAUCCCGUGGCUGGCAAUACAGCAACUCCUUCUAAGCGUCCUCGCCCUGGUAGCGAAACAUCUGUCACGAGACCUGUUGCCGAGAAAUACCGCGCUUUUGUGAAUAAAGAGUCAUCCCAGGAAAAUAAACGAGAAGCAAGACGCGUGAAACGCAAUGCUGAUGCGACUGUGGAUGAGAUUACUGGCAAUCGGUCCGACUCUGUUGACGUCACUGGAUCCGCUCCCUCGACACCCAUCGCUGAACGAACCCCCAGUUUCGAUAAGAAGUCCAUUACCAAAAAAGAAGCGAGGAAGAUGGUGGAUUCCAAAGCAAGUGAAGCACAGCAACACCAACAGUCUGUCGAAACAGCCCGUUUGGCUACCAAUAGCAUGCUUUCUGGUCGGAUGUUUGGAACCAAGAAGUCAUAUUCGUGGUUGAAGCCCGGAGGCUCUUCCAGUGGAUUCUCGUCUCCCUCACGUCCUACUCCUUCCACCCCUACUGCCACUCCCGAUAAGGCCGGUCGCUCUGGUGAUACAGCCCCUGGCCAGCCAAAGCGGCGAAUUGGAACAUGGCGCGAGGACAAGGAAAAGGGGGCAGGCAUUCAAGUGCGAGAUCUCUUGUUCAUGCUUGAGGCAGAUGGACGCGGAAUCAAACAUGUGCAGCGAGGCUACUCGAAGGAUCCCAAGGAGGAUCGCUCAACCUGA